Molecule: messenger RNA, 1437 nt
Organism: Phytophthora sojae
Lineage: Eukaryota; Oomycota; Peronosporomycetes; Peronosporales; Peronosporaceae
Exons: 1
Coding region: 1-1437 (478 amino acids)
Biological process (GO): sodium ion transport
Cellular component (GO): membrane
Molecular function (GO): sucrose:proton symporter activity
Source: RefSeq, a predicted model, not a curated record
AUGGCCGACGUCGAGAAGGGCUACGACCUGCAGAACUCUCCCAAGCCCGGAGCCAUGAAAGACGGAGGAGGCGACGCACAGACUCCGCUGUCGCAUCCGCCGAUCUGGCUGCUGCUUGCAGUCUCCAUGCCCCGCAUGGCCAUCAACAUGGCCUGGUCGGCCCAAUGGGCCGCGCUGGGCCCGUACCUGUCCACGAUGCUGCCCAACUUCGCAGUGCAGGUGACGCAGUUCAUCGGGCCCAUUGUCGGCGUGCUGGUCGGCCCCAGUGUCGGCGUGCUCAGCGACCGCAGCACCGCCAAAAUGGGUCGUCGCCGGCCGUUCCUCAUCGUCGCCGGCAUCCUUAGCAUCAUCUGCUGGAUCGCCAUGAGCUACACCCGGGACAUGGGCGAAGCUAUGGGCGACCACGGAGACGGCACCGACGGCCAGGAGACCGACAGAACGUGGACGUCCAUCUUCACCGUCUUCUUCUACCUCUGGAUGGACAUCACCGUCAACGUCGUGCAGACGCCGGCCAUGCUGCUCGUGGCCGACUUUGCCGGUGACCGGCAGACCACGGGUGCCGCUCUGGGUCAGGCCUGGUCCACACUCGGCUCCAUCCUGGUGGCCGGCUACAUCGAGUUCUUCGGUGCCGCCCACAAGACGCUGCACGAGUUCAUGUGGAUGCUGUCCGGUACCAUGUUCAUCUGCAUCACUGUGGCUGUGGUGUUCGCCAAGGAGACCCCGCUGGACCCCAGCAAGGUGGACGCUGUUUCAACUUGGAAGCGCAUCAGCCACGCCUUCGCCUCCGUUUACCACGGCAUCCGCACACUGCCCGGAGUGCUAGCCACCUACGGCGUGUGCUUCUUCUUCGUGCAGUAUGGCUACACGGCUUACAACGGCAACAAGGGUCAGUUCUUCGGCCUUGAAGUGUACGACGGCUCGGCGGAGAACGCGGAUACUUGUAACCCGUGCACCCCCGCUCAGGACGCGUACAAUGACGGCGUCAGUAUCGCCGGUGGACGCGCCGACCUGCUGUUUAACGUCGUGGGGUACAUUUACUCGUGGACGCUGCCCUACCUGGUGCACCAGUUCGGGGUCAAGUGGGUCUUGACCCUCUCCACGAUCCCGCAGAUGUUCCUCAUGGUCAUGGCGUGGACCAGCAGCGUCACCUUCAACGUGUUCGUCGUGGCCAUCACCAGCAUCACGCAGUCGGUCUGGUUCGCGCUCAUCGUGCCGGUUAUUAUCCACGUUUUCGGUGAGGAUGAAGAGAUCGGCAUCUACGUGGGCGCGCUCAACUCGGCCAACUGCUUCGGCCAGCUACUGAACUUUGCUAUUGGGUCGGGCUUGGUGGAGACCUCUCUGGGCUACAAGCUGCCGGUCUUCCUCGGCGGUGUCAUGAGUGCUCUCGGCUUCAUCACCGCCCUGCUCUUCUUCAAGAUGAAGAUGUACUCCAUGUAA